CUUCAGGGAGCUAAGGAUGGGUAAUGAAGUUCUCAUCAUUCAACAUCAUAUUAAUGCAAGAGGCAAUUUUCUGCAACUCUUAGAUUUUUGGAAUGGAAUGAGGAAAGGUUUGUUGGUGAUCCUGGAAGAUGCAAAUGGCAUUGGAUGGAAAGGUUUUUUGCAUUCCAUUCGAAGCGUCACUGGGUCCAAAGCCGCUGUUUUGAAGCAAGCAAACAGAGGGGAGUUUGUUGAUGGAAAAAUAGUGGGAAGGCCUCCCUUGGUCAAAGGUGCCUCAUACGCCUUGGUGUUGAGGUCACCGGAGGGUAGUCCUGAAGAGAAUAGCUCCGCGGCGGAAGGAAAGGGUAAGGCACUUGUAGGAGACAAAGGCUGUCAGGUGACAUUGGGAGAAGUGGAGGGGGUCUUGUGGGCUGUCAGAGCUCAAUUGACUGGAGUUAUGGAGUAUCUGAGAGAUCUUAUGAUUAAAGUGGAUAAGGGGUUGGACCUGGUCAUGGGUUUGGGUGGUGGAUCGAAAAUGGACGCACCCGGGGAGGGGGGGGGGAGGGGUAGAUCCCACGAGUUUGAAGGUCUCAAGUGCGCCAGCACAUGGCAUCUCGACGUGUCACAAAUAGGGUCCUUGGACAUCGGCAUCAUUGUUCACACCGAUAUCACUCAGGACAUUGGCAGAUUGCCCUCAGUCACCAGUUGCAAAUGGGGUUGGUACAUUUUUUCAGGGUUCACUUUCAAUUGUAGAUGGGGGUCCUUCCAGUGUUUUGAGUAAUUUGGAAGAAGUAGAUGAGCCUCUUUCAGAAGAUGAAAAUGGGGUAAUAGAAGGUAGUGCUUCCCCUACUUGUUCUAUGCCUCUUGAGGGAGCAGUAAGGUCUGACAAA
Messenger RNA from Juglans microcarpa x Juglans regia, 866 nucleotides. RefSeq lists its product as uncharacterized. The coding region runs from base 17 to 757 and encodes 246 amino acids. NCBI's taxonomy places the organism in Eukaryota, Viridiplantae, Streptophyta, Magnoliopsida, Fagales, Juglandaceae. The record is from RefSeq and is a predicted model, not a curated record. The transcript is spliced from 2 exons.